Messenger RNA from Ixodes scapularis (black-legged tick), 618 nucleotides. RefSeq names its product gastrula zinc finger protein XlCGF49.1-like. Gene Ontology annotation, cellular component: nucleus. The record is from RefSeq and is a predicted model, not a curated record. Gene Ontology annotation, molecular function: RNA polymerase II cis-regulatory region sequence-specific DNA binding; DNA-binding transcription factor activity, RNA polymerase II-specific. The transcript is spliced from 2 exons. Bases 1 to 618 code for a protein of 205 amino acids. NCBI's taxonomy places the organism in Eukaryota, Metazoa, Arthropoda, Arachnida, Ixodida, Ixodidae. Gene Ontology annotation, biological process: regulation of transcription by RNA polymerase II.
AUGGACCCGCAGGGUGGGACGGACGGCGGUGCGACUUCUGCCCCCAAUCUUAUGAUGCCCAGAGAACUAACACCAGACUGGAACGGAGCAGGCUAUGGCGACAAGGUGGAUACUUUUGACCGUGACAGCUGCAGGGGUGACACCUCUCCCCCCACCAACCGGUCGGGCCCACAGAAGCCGCAAACGCACCGACGACCGGACAAGCACCCGUGCCGCUUCUGUCCUUACUCAACCACUUCCGCAGCAAAUGUCGCCAUCCACGAGAGGACACACACUGGAGAGAGGCCCUUCAGUUGCGGUGCCUGCAAGAAAACGUUCGCGCGGAAGGCUCACUUGAUAUCUCACGUUAAAAUUCACACCGGAGAGAAGCCGUUCAAGUGCAACACGUGCAGCAGGGCGUUUAGUCAUAAACGCACCUUGGCGGAUCACGAAAGAAUUCAUACCGGAGAGAAGCCGUUCAAGUGCAACACGUGCAGCAGGACAUUUAUUCAGAAAUGCAUCUUAACUAAUCAUGAGAGGACUCACACAGGAGAGAAGCCGUACAGGUGCGAGACCUGCAGCAGAGCGUUUGCGGCUUAUAGCAAUUUACACACUCAUCGGAAGAUGCAUCACAAGUGA